Mastomys coucha (southern multimammate mouse) is the source of this 2305-nucleotide messenger RNA. It is a transcript of the gene Lmbr1l, whose product is annotated as limb development membrane protein 1 like. Bases 312 to 1781 code for a protein of 489 amino acids. Gene Ontology annotation, molecular function: transmembrane signaling receptor activity. Gene Ontology annotation, biological process: receptor-mediated endocytosis; signal transduction. Lineage: Eukaryota; Metazoa; Chordata; Mammalia; Rodentia; Muridae. The transcript has 17 exons. The record is from RefSeq and is a predicted model, not a curated record.
CACUUCCGCGUAGCUGGGCGGCGGGUACUUGCGUUGAAACGUGCUUGCGAGUGACCCCACCUUAAAGGGGAGGGAACCGACGGGCACCCGAGCCCUUUAAGACCAGGCGGGCUGGGGCCUGCCCCUUUAAGGGCGGGGCGCCCGACGGCAGACUCUGAGCCCCAGAUUACCUUGAGUUUCCGUCACGGGCAGCGAGGAGAGGCUCUUGGGCUGGGUCCGGGUGCUUGGCGGGCGGCGGCGGCGGCGGCCUCCUCCCCGCUCGUCCUCCCCGGGCCCGGAGACACCCCCGCCCCAGUCAUGCUGAGCAGAGUAUGGAAGCGGCUGACUACGAAGUGCUAUCCGUGCGAGAGCAGCUGUUCCACGACAGGGUCCGCGAGUGCAUCAUCUCAAUACUUCUGUUUGCAACACUCUACAUCCUCUGCCAUGUCUUCCUGACCCGCUUCAAGAAGCCUGCUGAGUUCACCACAGUGGAUGAUGAAGACGCCACAGUUAACAAGAUUGCGUUGGAGCUGUGCACCUUUACCCUGGCGGUCGCCCUGGGUGCCGUCUUACUCUUGCCAUUCUCCAUCAUCAGCAACGAGGUGCUGCUCUCAUUGCCACGCAACUACUACAUCCAGUGGCUCAAUGGCUCCCUCAUCCAUGGUCUUUGGAACCUCGUCUUUCUCUUCUCCAAUCUGUCCCUCGUCUUCCUCAUGCCCUUUGCAUAUUUCUUCACAGAGUCUGAAGGCUUUGCUGGCUCCAGAAAGGGCGUCUUGGGCCGAGUCUACGAGACAGUGGUGAUGCUGGUCCUCCUCACGCUGCUUGUGCUGGGCAUGGUGUGGGUGGCGUCAGCCAUCGUAGACAACGACAAGGCCAGCAGGGAGUCCCUGUAUGACUUCUGGGAGUACUACCUCCCCUACCUCUACUCAUGUAUCUCCUUCCUUGGGGUCCUGCUACUUCUGGUGUGCACUCCACUAGGUCUCGCCCGCAUGUUCUCUGUCACUGGAAAGUUGCUGGUCAAGCCCCGGCUGCUGGAAGACCUGGAAGAACAGCUGAACUGCUCAGCCUUUGAGGAGGCAGUGCUGACUCGAAGAAUCUGCAAUCCCACCUCCUGCUGGCUGCCACUGGACAUGGAGCUGCUGCACAGACAGGUCCUGGCUCUGCAGGCACAGAGGCUCCUCUUGGAAAAGCGGCGGAAGGCGUCAGCCUGGCAGCGGAACCUGGGCUACCCUCUGGCCAUGCUGUGCCUGCUGGUGCUGACGGGCCUGUCUGUCCUCAUCGUGGCCGUCCACAUCUUGGAGCUGCUCAUCGACGAGGCUGCCAUGCCGCGGGGCAUGCAGGAUGCUGCCCUGGGCCAGGUCUCCUUCUCCAAACUGGGAUCCUUCGGUGCCAUCAUCCAGGUCGUGCUGAUCUUUUACCUGAUGGUGUCCUCAGUGGUGGGUUUCUACAGCUCGCCGCUCUUUGGAAGCCUGAGGCCUAGGUGGCAGGACACAUCCAUGACACAGAUAAUUGGGAACUGUGUCUGUCUCCUGGUCCUCAGCUCGGCACUUCCUGUCUUCUCUAGAACCCUUGGGCUGACCCGAUUUGACUUGCUUGGUGACUUUGGACGCUUCAACUGGCUGGGCAAUUUCUACAUCGUGUUCCUCUACAAUGCAGCCUUCGCUGGCCUCACUACACUCUGUCUGGUGAAGACCUUCACUGCAGCCGUGAGGGCUGAGCUGAUUCGAGCCUUUGGGCUGGACAGAUUGCCACUGCCUGUCUCUGGUUUUCCUCGGGGUUCUAGGAAGAAGCAGCAUCAGUGAGCUCAGCUGGGGGCUGAGAAGGAGAAAGCUGGGCACUGCCUAGGCCUGGAGGCGAGCCCUGGGUGGCUGGACCUCAGGUCCUGGAAUAUGAGGGAGUAGGUGACCGAGGGGAUGGACCAUCUGCACUGUUGCUUAAUCUGAGCCAGAGUUUGGGACCCGGCUGGCCUCCUGCCUUUUCAGAUGUAGCUGUGGUCUCAGCAUCCGGUGGAGCUGGGGGACUCACUCUAGUUCCUGGUCCCAAAUACAUUUACACAUCUAUCUGCCUCAAUCCUGUUCCAGGCCAUGCCUGAAGCCAUGUUUACAUGAUUUGAUGUGCAAUAGGGUGGGUGGGAGUUGGGGGUACUGGACCAGGGGUAGGUUCUGGAGACAGAUUGUCUGUCUUGCCUCUGGCCCAGAAGAGCCGAAGCACUGUGCUAUCCUGUGGAGAGCUUUGGACCACUGGAGAGACCAAGGGUGCUGGGAGGAAGAGGCUGCACCCAUCAGCAAUAAAGUUGAUCCCAGGGUUUUCUUGGUUUUUUUGUAAA